Messenger RNA from Porites evermanni, 3628 nucleotides. The record is from the annotation of a GenBank genome assembly. NCBI's taxonomy places the organism in Eukaryota, Metazoa, Cnidaria, Anthozoa, Scleractinia, Poritidae.
CUUUGCAUUCAGACACGUGAGCUUCUUACACAUCUCUCGAGCACUGUAUUUGCCUGUGACAUCUCUGGGGAUACGAGGUACAUCAGAUGCGACUUUCCAAAAUGCAGGGAACAUGCAGAGGCUUUGCAAGGUAGACUGAUUCAGAUCUCAAAAUUAUGGCUUUAGAUUACUGGUAUUAAUGUUGGGCAGAUAAUCAUGCAUAUUACCUCUGAAACGUGGUUUAUGUAAACAUGUGUGUACAGGUCAAAUUUGAUUUUAGGUUAAUUUUGAUUUAACCUAGGUUGAUUUUUUUAACCAAGAGUAAAAGUAAGGUGCCAGUGGUCACUGGUAGUGAUAAAACAGGACCUUGCUCACACAUGCUGAUUGCAUUGUUAUCAAUAUUAUUGCUACACUGGAUUGUAUUUUGAUGUUAAAGUUUAUUAAUCUUCAAGGAAAACCAUGCUGGAUUCUUAACACCUUGAAGAAUGUCAGAGUUCUGGACAACCAUGUUGGAAGAGAGGUGAAUUAUUACAUGAAAGAAAUUGAUUCUGGAAUGCAUGAUCAGUUGUCCAAUCCUCACUAUGCAGAAAGUCAGCAUUGGAUUGAAGCUCAAGGUUUGCCUGAAGGAACUAGAAAGGUAUUGAUUGUUUGAGGCAGUGGAGGGUAAACCCAGAGACUUACUAAAAUUGAGAUGUACCCAGACCCUUGAUUGAAAAUCCAAGACCUUGCAGGAAAAAGUUUGAAAAAUGAAUAAUCUGAGAUGGAAAGAAGCACACAGGAAUGACACCUUGAUAUCUUUUAGUUAUAAUGAUUCUAUAAUUUUGAGAGUAGUUAAAGUUUUUUAGAGACCUGUGACAUCUUAGGAACCAUUCCUCAUAACCCAUCUUGUAUGUAGUGUGUACUGUGAGGACAAAUGACUGGAUGUUGGUAGGAUUGUUGAGUUCUCAUAGUUUUUUGUUUUUUCAAAGGAUAUGGUGAUGUCAUGGUGGUACAUAACAUAAGAGUUAAAAAUUUAAAAAAAAUGAAAAAUACAAUCAUCAUCAUCAUCAUUACCAUCACCAUUGUCAUCAUCAUUAUUUUACUGGAUUUUUGUUUCUUAUAUCAAAAUCCAAAUCCCCACAUUCAGCUGACAUUUGCCACUUACUGCUCUUGAUGCAUAAUGAACACCUUGGUGUAUAUAUUUUUUAACCAUGUUACUGUUAACUGCAUUGGACAAGAUCCCAAUACAAUGUACUGUGCCUCUGCUUUAAUGAACAAUUUUUCCUGUUGCUGGGCACUGAUGUUGCAUUAGGUUUUCAAUGCAUAUGCAUUACUUUGGGGUAUCUAGAUUUUUAGACUUUAUACCUGUGCUUUGAUACUCCAUCCAGGUUCUUGCUGUGUUUAAUCUCAAAGACCCACAGUCACAGUUUGGUGAUUGGAUUUCACUGUUUCUAAAAGCUGCUUUUAUGUCUGAAGGUAAACAGGCACAUAUGUGUACAUGUGGUUGGUAAAUAGUUAGAGGCCACAUGCCAUUUUACAGUUGUUCACUGGGUGUCCCAGCUUGAGUGAAAGUAUUGUUGGAGGUGCACUAAGGCUUAAGGCUCACUCAGUCACUCGGCAUGCAACUGAAUAAUGGCCCAUUAGAUAUUUAAUAGAAGUGCUAAAUAUGUGUCAGAAUUAUAAAUUUUCUCAGUGUUAUUCCGAAUUACAAAUGUAUAUAAUUAUGAGAACGAAAACUUGAGUACCUUAGAAACUUGUUUGUAACCUGAAUUUACGGAUUCUUUGUAUGGUUAGACAAGUAGUAUUGUAAGCUUUCUGAUAAGUUAACAUCAGGUUUUUGCGACAUCAAACUUAAAACAGUGUACGGUGUAUAGGGAUUGUUUUAAGUAGCAUUUUGAACUUAAAGCUGGGCAAUUUAAAAGACUAUCAACAAGAAGAAAUGCUUAUGAAGUAUUCUUGUGUAUACCUCUUCUUUUCAAUAGUCUUUUAUUAUCGUUUUACAUUUUGGACUUGUCAAAUUAACAAAUCAGCAACAAUUUUCCAUGGUCUGUACUCUUAUUGACCAUAGAAAUGACGUCAAAUGUUCACAACUCAAGAAGAAUCAUGAGCAGCAGGCGAGUGGUUUCACUGCAAAGGUUUGAACAUUUGACAUCAUUUCUAUUGUUGAUAAGAGUACAGACCAUAGAAAAUCAUUGACAAUUUGUUUUUUACAAUGAUAACAUUGACAGUUCUGGUCCCAGUAGUUCAAAUGCCGGACAGCACUAUCCACCAGGUAAAUCGCUAUCCAGUGGAUUAGUAUUUGGAAAAGAAAUUGCGCUAUCUGUUGGAUAGAGAUUUAUCCGGUGGAUAGCUUUAUCCACCUUUUGAACCAUUGUAUCCAUUUGUGUCCAUUUUCAUUGAAGCUUCUCUGAAAAUUGUGCGUGAGAGAAAGAAUAAAACAAAUCUUCCACCAUCAUGUCAUUUCCAUGUUCUGUACACCUAUCAGACAUAGCUCUCAUCCAAUCAGCGCGCAAGAAAUCGCUCAGUUAUUGUUAAAUUUGUUUUUGACAGCAGUUGGCCAUGAUUUCUCUGGGGUGUCUGAUUAAUGUACUCUUUUUCUUGCUUCUUUCAUUGUGUUUUUUUUACAGUGUAUGUUGUCUUUUUGUUGAUAGGGGUACAAGGACAUGGCUGUGUUGUAAUCACCCAGAACUUUGUGAGUCGUUAUGAGCUAAUGGAGUGCAUUGCAAAGCUCAGUUUCUUGAGCAGUCAUCUGCCAACAGGUUUGGAUCAUUCUUUUUUGAUGGAUUUAGCUUUUGACUCUAAGGCCCAGCAUCCAAAUCCAAAUUCUCCAGACUGAUUUUUUUACACAAGAUGUACCUUUCCUUAAAGAAUAAGUCGACUGAGAAUUUGAUUAAAGAUCAAAGCACUUGUGGAGGCAGCGUGGCCAAGUGGUCAGCGUGUGGGACUCACAAUCCGGUGGUCCCGGGUUCGAGUCGCACUCUGGCCACUUGCUGGAUUUGUUCUCGGUCCUCCCGAGCUCGAAUCCUGGGCCACGCUUGUAAAUAGCCAACUGGUUGCCUAGUCCAGCCAGUUGGAGUUUUUAAUCCUGUUAUGCUGUAUUUGAAUUAUUUGUUUUCUAAGUAUUUACUGAUUGUAAAGGGCUUUGGAUCACUAAGAGAAAGGCGCUAUAUAAGUGUAUAUUACUAUUAUUAUUAUCAUUCUUACUUUUCUCUUUGGUUAGUCUGCUUCACAGCCGGUUUUAGUGUUGUCACAUAAUAAUACUGUGAAUUAAUAUUGGUAGGAGAAAAUAUUAUUAAUGUUGGUCAUUCUUGGGACUUAUUUUGACUCUAGGUCCUGGAAUAAAUUUAAAAAUGCAACCCUCUCUAAGAGGUCUGUAGAUAAUUUAUCUCUUGUUAACAUAAAACAUGAUAACAGCGGUUUCACUGCCUUAUCUUCUUUCUUAGUUGAAGUUGUUGCAGCAUUGAGCUGUCACUCGAGUUCUCAGGGCCAGGUGUUUUCAUGCACACCAUUUGCUAUGGGCAAGCAGUGCGGAUUUGAAGAAUUUUGCUCCUUGCAUGACUUUGUGAUGGCUUGUCACAAUGUUUUAAACAACGUUCUGGUGGCUGUACACAUCUCAUCGUGUUUUACCUUAAAGCUGGAUUGCUCUCAUGUGGUGAGUUUUCUUUCAUGA